AUGUUGCUCUCUUCCUACCUAGCGGUUACCCUUGGGUUGUUAGUUGCUGAAUCGAGUGCCAAAAGCAUAUCCUCUAUUCGCACACCACAUUCUCCGCUAUACACAACAUCAGUUCACGGCUCCUCAACCAUAAUUGCCUCCGAAGAAUUGGUCCCCUCGUCCUCUCUUAUCACCCUAUAUAGUGAUACUACCGUUGCCAGCACGACCACUGGAACCCUACGGGAAACCAUUCCUGGCUCUACAUAUACAGUCAUCGCAUGGUAUAAUAUCAGCAGUACUGUUGUUGCCAGUACUAGAACAGCCACUCUCCCACCUCUGAGGGAGACUUCUUUCUUUACAUCGACGGUCACCUCGGUCAUACCAAUUUCCACCACUGUCACUACGGAUGUGCCGAGUGUCACGUACGUGCCAUCGACAACUAUCACACCUCCUCCAAAUCCAUGCCCAACAACAUGUACCAUUACCUCUCCAUCCGUGUAUAUGGUCAUCGACACAAUUUAUGGCUACAAUACCGCCGGUCGCGUUGGGCCCUCGGGCACUAGUGUGGUCUUUCCUCUCGACUUAGACCAGGUUUCGACCAUCGUUCCAACCGUGUCGGCCACUCGUCAGCUCACACUCAACGACCUGGGUACGGACUGCCCUCAGUCUGAAGACGCGUCAGUAAUUGCGACCGCUGCCCCCGACGGACGGUGUGACCCGGUGCUUGCAGCCCCAGAGCCAGUCAAGUCUUGGGCUUCUCCAUGCAAUGCUUGCGGAAAUUUUGGUCUCUUCGAUCCACCAUAUGCCGUGCCAACAGUUACUGGAGGUCUAGUACCAACAGCAACGACAAGCACAACGCAAUCAGAGGCGCAGAGUACUUCCACUCUGAUAACGACCACUGAAGAUUCUACCUCGUUCGAUGAAGAAACUACAGUUGUAGCCGAGUCUACCACAGUUACAUCGUCAGAUGUAACGCCGACUGAGAGUUAUAUUUCGUCUUCCACGCCCAUCUCGUCAGUUAUAUCAGCGACUCAAAGCGAUAUCUCGUCUCCUAGUACUAGUACUGCUCUGGUCUCCGGCUCCACACCUAGUCCUUCUUGGAGUCCCUCUUCGAGUACUACUCCCAUAAUGACCGCGCCAGCGACCAAAGAAACAGGCAGCCUUUUCUUGGUUGCCUUCGGUUUGUUGGUAUCGGUUUGCCUGGUUUAA
This is a messenger RNA of Penicillium angulare, 1188 nucleotides long. RefSeq lists its product as uncharacterized. Lineage: Eukaryota; Fungi; Ascomycota; Eurotiomycetes; Eurotiales; Aspergillaceae. The record is from RefSeq and is a predicted model, not a curated record. Bases 1 to 1188 code for a protein of 395 amino acids. The transcript has 3 exons.